AUGUCUGAUACAUGGACUGAUUUGAAGAAGCGGUCUUUUCUUAACGUGAUUGCUUAUUCCCUGGGUGGUGCUCUCUUUUUGAGGUCAGAGGAGUGUUCUCAUGCUAGAUUGACUGGUCCUUAUAUAUUUGAUAUUCUUAACAGAGAGAUUCAAAGUGUUGGCCAAAAUUUAGUGGUUCAGAUAAUUUCAGACAAUGCAUCCAAUUAUUCCAGUGCACUUGAUAUACUUAUUGGAAAGUAUCGUUGGUUGUUUAAGACUCGAUGUGCAGCCCAUGGUAUCAAUCUAAUGUUGAAGGACAUCUAUGAAAAGGUUUUUUGGGUUCAAGAAAUUUUUGAUGAGGCAAAAAGAAUUAUUGACUACUUGUACAAGUCAAUAAUUGUCUUACAAUUGAUGAGGAGUUUCACAAACAAGUAUCUAAAACAUCCUUGCAAAACUAGAUUUGCUUCAAACUUUUUAAUGCUUCAGUCAAUUGUUGAAGUGGAAGAGAAGCGUAGACUCCUAGUUGCAUCAGUUGAGUGGAGGAGUCUAAGAAAUUCUAGAUCUGUUAAAGCAGAUAGAGUAGUGUACACUAUUCAAAGGGAGUCGUUUUGGAAUGAUUCAAAAGAGAUUUUGAGAUUUAUGGAACCAACCAUUCGAGUUCUUCAUUUGGUUGAUGGUGAUGGGGCUACAUUAGGAUAUUUGUAUGAAGCAAUGGAAAGAGCCAGAGAGGUAUUGGAAAAGCUUUAUGAGGUUGACCAUUGGUAUAACCAAAUUUUGGAUAUCUUUGAUAAGAGAAGGGAUGAAAACAUUUUAAGUACCAUUCACUAUGCAGCUGCUGUUUUUAACCCUACUUAUUUUUUAAGAGAAAGAUUCAAAAAGAUUCCUCAAUUGAAAGAAGCAAUAGAUUUCAUUGGUGAGAUAUUGGUUCCACAAGAUGAGAGGAGAGAAUAUUAUGGACAAUUGGCAAUAUACCACAUGAAGUCUAGCACUGUUUUUACUCCUAGUGCCAAGACGCUGAUGGAAACUAGUCAUCCUUGA
Macadamia integrifolia is the source of this 1017-nucleotide messenger RNA. RefSeq lists its product as uncharacterized. Lineage: Eukaryota; Viridiplantae; Streptophyta; Magnoliopsida; Proteales; Proteaceae. The transcript has a single exon. The record is from RefSeq and is a predicted model, not a curated record. Bases 1 to 1017 code for a protein of 338 amino acids.